AUGCUACCCACUUUGUGUCAGAUGCUACCUCGUUCCGCAGCAUUCUGGACGCCUUGCAUGUUUUCAAGAGGAGCGAUGAGACCGCUUAGCACAACUGGCUGCCUACUUCAACAAGCACCUAAAUUUGAUGUCGCACCAUUAAAACUCUCCAAUGAACUGUAUGCAAUCUUCAGAAUCCACAACAGACCGUACCUAGUCACCAAUGGUGACAAGGUAAUUCUCCCUUAUAAAAUAAAAGAUGCAGAGGUGGGCGAUAUAUUGAAUUUGGAAGACGUUACCACCAUUGGGUCGCGCAACUAUAAAAUCGUCGACUAUCCGUUAGAUCCUUCACUGUACACAAUCAAGGCCACCAUUUUAGAAAAGACGAAACGUCCAAUCUCUAUCAGAGAAAUUACAAAGAGAAGAAACAGGAAAGUUCGUCACGCAGUAAGCAAGGGCGACCUGACUGUUUUGAGAAUUUCUGAAUUAAAGCUGAAUUAA
Eremothecium cymbalariae DBVPG#7215 is the source of this 480-nucleotide messenger RNA. RefSeq names its product mitochondrial 54S ribosomal protein bL21m (gene MRPL49). The record is from RefSeq and is a predicted model, not a curated record. Bases 1 to 480 code for a protein of 159 amino acids. Lineage: Eukaryota; Fungi; Ascomycota; Saccharomycetes; Saccharomycetales; Saccharomycetaceae. Gene Ontology annotation, cellular component: ribosome; mitochondrial large ribosomal subunit. The transcript has a single exon. Gene Ontology annotation, molecular function: structural constituent of ribosome.